This is a messenger RNA of Diospyros lotus (date-plum), 1775 nucleotides long. RefSeq names its product receptor-like cytosolic serine/threonine-protein kinase RBK1. The record is from RefSeq and is a predicted model, not a curated record. The transcript has 8 exons. The coding region runs from base 248 to 1576 and encodes 442 amino acids. Lineage: Eukaryota; Viridiplantae; Streptophyta; Magnoliopsida; Ericales; Ebenaceae. Gene Ontology annotation, biological process: protein phosphorylation. Gene Ontology annotation, molecular function: protein kinase activity; ATP binding.
AGCUGGUUUCCUUCCGCCCGCCCGCCACAGCUCGCUGCCCUCCGCUCCCACAUUUCAAAGGAAUAACCUUUUCCUUAAGAUAUACCAUUUCUCUGUCUCUCUCUUUCUUCGAUGCAGCUCAGGAGAGGACAGGAGGAGGAGGGAGAAGGAAUGAAGCGCAAUACGUAGAUCUUCGAGCUUCCAAUCUCAUGUUCAAAUCCUUUCUUUCCCCAAUAUAGAAGCGAGAACCGAAAAACCCCACAACGCCAUGGCUGUCCCGUCGCAAGAAUCGCAAGAGAGCCAAGAGAAAGAGUUUCUGGGUGGGAAGAGGGAAGACCAGGAGAGCGACGAGGAGUCGUCGCCGAGAGGCGUGUUGGAGGUGGCGAUCUCCGGCUCAGACUCCGACAACUGCAGCCGGAGUAGCAGCUUCGGCUCUUCGCCGCCCGACAAGCCGGCAGCUCGCCACCAUGGCCUGCACUGGAGAAGCUUGAUUGGGAGCGUGAGGUGGAAGAUGAGCUUGAGGAGGAAGCCGGACAGUUUCCGAAUCGACGAUGACGGCGAAAUUGAUACCGGCGACGUGGUGGCCCCGGUGCCGAAACCGUCUUGGAGGAACUUCACCCACCAGGAGCUUGCGGCGGCUACUGACAAUUUCAGCUCGGAGAAGUUGAUUGGGAAAGGCGGCCAUGCCGAAGUCUACAAAGGAUGCUUUCCCGAUGGCCAAAUUGUGGCGGUGAAGCGAGUAACAAAGAAGGAGAAGAAGGACGAGGAUAGAGUCGGCGAUUUCUUGUCUGAGCUUGGGAUUAUAGCGCACAUCAACCACCCGAAUGCUGCUAAACUGAUUGGUUUCAGCUCCGAUGGCGGUUUCCACCUUGUACUCCAAUUCUCUCCCCAUGGCAGCCUCGCCUCCGUCCUCCAUGGUGGGAAAGAGAUUCUAGAUUGGGAGACAAGGUUUAAGGUUGCCCUUGGUGUAGCCAAUGGAUUGCGGUAUCUCCACUGUGAAUGCCAAAGGCGCAUAAUCCAUCGAGACAUCAAAGCCUCCAACAUUUUGCUCACUCAAGACUAUGAUCCUCAGAUAUCUGACUUCGGGCUGGCAAAAUGGCUCCCACAAAAUUGGGCUCACCAUGUUGUGUAUCCGAUUGAAGGGACUUUCGGGUACAUGGCUCCUGAAUAUUUCAUGCAUGGAAUAGUGAAUGAGAAGACUGAUGUGUUUGCCUUCGGGGUUUUGUUACUGGAACUCAUAACAGGUCGUCGUGCUGUCAAUUCCUGUCAACAAAGCCUUGUAAUGUGGGCAAAACCGCUGCUGGAAAAGAACAGCGUGAAGGAGAUAGCUGAUGGUGGUCUGGGAGAGGCUUACGAUGCAGGGGAGAUGAAGCGCGCCAUGCUCACUGCAUCGGCCUGCCUGCAUCACUUGCCCAGCCUGAGGCCAGGCAUGAACCAGGUUGUGGAGCUGUUAACGGGCGAGGGAGGAGGAGCAGAGCCGAGGGAGAAGGCGGCGGGAGGGAGAACAGUGAUUCUGGACGCCUGUGACAUGGAAGAUUACUCUUCCACAGCCUAUCUCAAUGAUCUGCAUCGCCAUAGGCAGCUUGUUUUGGAGUGAAGAAUGGUUCCCAGUUCCAAAAAUCUGUGUUUUGGUGAUUUUCUGAUGCUAUUUGCUGAUAGCAGAGGGGCCUUCAUUCACAACAGAGGAAGAUGGAGAGGAGGGCAUGAUGGUGGAGCUGUUUGAGCAUGUAAUGGGCCAUUGUCAUGGUCAUGGUUACGGCAUGUGUGAAAUCAAAGUUUUUAUUCAUUAACUUGUA